AUGAAAGCCAUCCAGAUCAACCAGUACGUCAAGACGUACUCGGAGCUGCGCGCCCUGGAAGUGCCGGCGCCGACUCCCAAAGCGGACCAAGUCCUGGUGACCAUCACGCACAGCGCCCUGAACCACGUCGACCUGCUGUACUGCCGGGGCGCGCACCAGAACAACCACAUCGGCCUGGUCAAGCCGCCGUUCGUGCUGGGACUCGAGUUCGCGGGCGUCGUGGCGUCGGCGCCGCCGGCGUGUGGGUUCCAGGCCGGCGAUCUCGUCUGGGGUGCCUCCGUUGGUGGGUUCGCCGAGCAGAUUGCCGUGCCGCCAUCGGCGCUGCAGCAUUUGCCCAAGGGGUGGACGCUGCGCGAUGCCGCGGGCGUCGGCGCCGCCACCGUGCCCGUCAGCUACGGCGCGCUGGUGCGGACCGCGCAGGUCCAGGCCGGGCAGAUCGUGCUGGUCCACGCCGCGGCGGGCGGGCUGGGCGUGACGGCCGUGCAGAUUGCGCACGCGCUCGGCGCGAAGGUCAUCGGCACCGUGGGCAGCGAGGAGAAAGCCGCCGUCGUGCGCGGCCUCGGCGUGCUGGGUGUUGUCAGAUACGACCAGGACGGGUGGGAAAAGGAGGUGCUCAAGCUCACGGGCAACGUGGGCGUCGAUUCCGUCUACGACACCGUCGGCCUGGUCGGGAAGAGCAUCCGAUGUCUCAAGUUUGGCGGGAACAUCGUUGUGGCCGGGUUCGCGGGUUUAGGUGGGAAGAUGGAGACGCUGGCCAUGAAUCGCGUCUUGCUCAAGGGUGUCAGGCUAUUGGGAUAUAGAUUCGGCGAGACGGGGCGACGAAACCCAGGAGAGAACCAAGAGGUGUGGAGAGGACUGAAUGAGAUGCUCCAGCGCGGCCAGAUCAAGCCCGUCAUCUACGGGACAUACUCGGGCCUAGAAAGCGUGCCGGGGGCUCUGGACGACCUCGCGGCUCGAAAAGUCUGGGGGAAAGCCAUUGUCGAGAUCCAGACGCCACCAUCGCCCAAGUCACACGCCAAAUUAUGA
Messenger RNA from Fonsecaea nubica, 1026 nucleotides. RefSeq lists its product as hypothetical. Gene Ontology annotation, molecular function: oxidoreductase activity. Gene Ontology annotation, cellular component: mitochondrion. The transcript is spliced from 2 exons. Lineage: Eukaryota; Fungi; Ascomycota; Eurotiomycetes; Chaetothyriales; Herpotrichiellaceae. Bases 1 to 1026 code for a protein of 341 amino acids. The record is from RefSeq and is a predicted model, not a curated record.